This is a messenger RNA of Rosa chinensis, 1990 nucleotides long. RefSeq names its product isoflavone reductase homolog. The transcript is spliced from 4 exons. The record is from RefSeq and is a predicted model, not a curated record. The coding region runs from base 748 to 1704 and encodes 318 amino acids. Gene Ontology annotation, molecular function: oxidoreductase activity. NCBI's taxonomy places the organism in Eukaryota, Viridiplantae, Streptophyta, Magnoliopsida, Rosales, Rosaceae.
AAUUUCAAACAGACGGAAGUUGGUGAUAGACGGUUUUGACAUUAGAAUCCCAAAAACAAAAAAACUAUUAUUUAUCCUUUUAUUAUUAUUGUUACUAUUGCUUUUUGACAGUGUGUUACCUCUAUCCAGAUGCUUCUGCUUGUUCUUGUUCUUCUUCAUCACCAAUCCUUUACACUUUAACCCCAUACAAUAUGAGACAAGCUGCUAUGUUUUUUCUUUUCCUCUUUCAAACUCGCUGGCUUGAAGCUUUCUGGGCUUUGAAGAAAUUCACUGUCAUUAGAUCUAGCAUGAUUACAUAGGCUAUUCAGAAUUGAUUUUUUUUCAAAGAUUGACAUCGUUCUCGAGAUGAAGGCAAACAAUAGAUAAAGUGUUUGAAUUUAUAUCUGGUUAUUCUUCAAGAUGAGGACCUUGAUCGAAUUCAUUGCUUGAAGAAGCUUGUGUCGCUGAGAAAGAAAAUUUCUUCUUUCUGGUAUUUGCCGGAUUUGCGAGUUUUAAGGCCAACAAUUUGAUGUUUGGGACACACCACCAGAGUUGUUGUGAUUCAAUCCAAGAUUGUAGAAAAAUUAUAUGAAAGAGAUAUUAUAUGGAAGAUUGUACUGCAGUUCCUACUCUUCUGCAGUUGUUUAUGAAAGAGCGGUGAAGUGUUAAGUGUUUACUGGAUAUUUCAGACUUAUCAUAAAAUUUGACGCGCGCCGUUAGAGGUUGUAAUUAAGUUGCAACCUGCGUAUUCUAGCCUCCGGCAAAGACAUGGCAAAUGCAAAGAGCAACCUUAAGGUUCUUGUGGUAGGUGGUACUGGAUAUAUUGGGAGAAGGAUUGUUAGUGCAAGCCUAGCACAAGGCUACCCGACUUAUGUCCUUCAAAGGCCGGCAACGGAGAUUGGCCUCGAUAUUGAGAAACUACAAAUGCUCUUGUCGUUUAAGAAGCAAGGGGCUCAUCUCGUGGAGGGUUCGUUUUCUGAUAUCCAAAGCCUCGUCGAUGCCGUGAAACAAGUUGACGUUGUCAUUUGCACCAUGUCGGGGGUGCAUUUCCGGAGUCACAACCUUUUUUUGCAGCUCAAGCUUGUUGAAGCCAUUAAACAAGCUGGAAAUGUUAAGCGCUUCUUGCCAUCAGAGUUCGGUUUGGACCCGGCGCGUAUGGGACAUGCACUUGAACCAGGAAGAGUAUCAUUUGAUGAGAAAAUGGUGGUGAGAAAGGCAAUAGAAGACGCUAACAUCCCCUUCACUUAUGUGUGUGGUGCUAGCUUCGCCGGUUAUUUUGCGGGCAACCUCUCUCAGAUGGGAACACUUGUUCCUCCGAAGGACAGAGUCCUUAUUUAUGGAGAUGGCAACACUAAAGUAUCUUUCAUGGACGAAGAUGACAUCGGAAGCUAUACAAUCAAGACAAUAGAUGAUCCGCGAACUUUGAACAAAACAUUGUAUCUUCUUCCGCCCGAAAACCUACUCACUCAAAGACAAUUGGUGGACAUUUGGGAAAAUCUUGUUGGAAAGAAACUAGAGAAAAUUUAUCUUUCUAAAGAAGACCUCCUUGCCUCUAUGAAAGGUAUGGACUAUGCAGGCCAGGUCGGGGUGGGGCAUUUCUAUCACAUUUUCUAUGAAGGCUCUUUGACAAACUUCGAAAUAGGGGAGGAAGGAGAAGAAGCUUCAAAGCUUUAUCCAGAAGUGAAAUACACCCGCAUGGAUGAAUACUUGAAAAUUUAUGCAUAAGAAUGAAAUAUAUGUCUCUGCAAUCUAUAUCUAGAAUCACAAUUAGCAGAAGGACAUACUCAUCAUGAAACAUACCAAGACAUAAACUCGUGCUCGUGUGGCCAAUCAUGUGCAGCACUCUUUGCAAACUCUCAAGUGUGCACAGGGCCCCCCUAUUUAUGGUGACCAGGUUCACUUAGUCUUCCAUUUCUAUCACUCUUGAUGAUAUCCUUUAAUGUAUAUGAUAAACAAGAAAUAAUAUUACUAAGUUUUUUAAAUUUACCUUUAUAAUAAGUACAAGGCUAAA